This is a messenger RNA of Durio zibethinus, 3167 nucleotides long. Its product is annotated as probably inactive leucine-rich repeat receptor-like protein kinase IMK2. The record is from RefSeq and is a predicted model, not a curated record. Gene Ontology annotation, molecular function: protein kinase activity; ATP binding; protein binding. Gene Ontology annotation, biological process: protein phosphorylation. NCBI's taxonomy places the organism in Eukaryota, Viridiplantae, Streptophyta, Magnoliopsida, Malvales, Malvaceae.
UUUCACAGCAAAACCCCACCUCUUGAAGCUCUCUUCCUCUCCUGUCUCUACUACAUAACCCUCCCACAGCUACCCAUUUUCCCUGUUUCCUUCCUCCAUCCAUGCCUGCCCAAAUCAACACAAUCAGACUUGAGAAAAAAAAAAAAAGAGAGGGACAACAAACACGAAUAUAUAAAUCUAAGCAACAAGUGACUACCAUUUCUUCCUUUGUUUAAGGUUCUUUGCCACUCACUCCUUGAUGGAAAUAGAGAAACAAAAUUUUAGGUUUCUGAUUUGUAGAUAUGUAGACUGGAGCUAUAUUUCAAAUAAGAAAAGGGAGAAAUGGAAGGAUAUUUCUCUUUUUACCCACAUUUUCUUGCUUUUUCAGCUGUUUGUCUGCUUCUUCAUUCAACCUGUUUCAAGUGAGGCUUGGGAUGGUGUCAUUGUCACAGCAGCGGAUUUUCAAGCGCUUCAAGCGUUUAAGCAAGAAUUAAUUGACCCAAAAGGGUUCUUAAAAAGCUGGAAUGAUAGCGGAUAUGGGGCUUGUUCUGGUGGUUGGGUUGGAAUCAAGUGUGCUCAAGGGCAAGUCAUAGUUAUCCAACUCCCAUGGAGAGGGUUAGGUGGCAGAAUCACUGAGAAAAUUGGCCAACUUCAAGCUCUUCGAAAGCUUAGCCUCCAUGAUAAUCUCAUUGGCGGCUCCAUCCCUCGUGCAUUAGGCAUUCUCCCUGAUCUUAGGGGUGUUCAGCUAUUCAAUAAUAGGCUUUCAGGUUCAAUUCCUGCUUCAUUAGGUUCGAGUCCUUUGCUUCAAACUCUUGACCUUAGUAAUAAUUCACUCAUUGGGACAAUCCCUGAUAGUCUUGCAAACUCUACAAAGCUUUACAGGCUCAAUCUUAGCUUCAAUUCUUUUUCGGGAUCAAUCCCGGUUAGUAUCACUCACUCUACUUCUCUUAUUUUUCUUGCCCUUCAACACAACAACCUUUCUGGUUCCAUCCCAGAUUCUUGGGGGGCACCACAAAAGAAUAGCUUUUAUCAACUUCAGUACUUAAACCUUGACCAUAAUCUCCUCUCCGGAAGCAUACCUGCCUCUUUAGGAAAGUUAAGUGAGCUCCAAGAAGUUUCUCUUAGUCAUAAUCUGAUUACAGGACCCAUACCAAAUGAUAUGGGAAGGCUUUCUAGGCUUAGAAAUCUAGAUCUUUCUAAUAAUGCAAUUAAUGGAAGCUUGCUUGCUAGUCUCUCCAAUCUCUCCUCUCUUGUUCUGUUAAACCUGGAAAACAAUGGUCUUGAAAACCAAAUCCCAGAAUCCAUUGACAGUUUACAUAACCUUUCUGUUCUUGUUUUGAAGAGAAACAAAUUUAGUGGUCCAAUACCAGCAACUGUAGGAAACAUUUCCAGUUUGACUCAACUUGACUUGUCAGAGAAUAGGCUCAGUGGACAAAUCCCAUUUUCUCUUGCUGAUCUCAAAGGUCUUAGUUCUUUAAAUGUUUCAUAUAAUAACCUCUCUGGUCCUGUUCCAGCUUCACUCUCCCAAAAGUUCAACUCAAGCUCUUUUGUGGGAAAUAUUCAGUUAUGUGGGUAUACUGGAUCAACUCCAUGUCCUUCUACAGCACCUUCUCAAAAUGUCCCUUCUUCACCAUCUGAGAAAAAACACAAACAUAGAAAAUUGAGUAUCAAAGAUAUAAUCCUAAUUGCUGCUGGAGCCCUUCUUAUAGUUCUGCUUGUUCUUUGUUGCAUUUUGCUGUAUUGCGUGAUCAGAAGAAGGGCAACAUCUAAAGCAAAAGAUGGACAAACAACCAGAGCUGCUGCUGCUGCUGCAGCAAGAGGUGAAAAGGGAACUCCACCUGCUGGUGGUGAAGUUGAAGCAGGAGGAGAGGCUGGUGGGAAACUAGUCCAUUUUGACGGGCCUACGAUUUUUACUGCUGAUGAUCUUCUGUGUGCAACUGCGGAAAUUAUGGGGAAGAGCACCUAUGGGACUGUUUAUAAGGCCACGUUAGAGGAUGGGAACCAGGUUGCAGUAAAGAGACUUAGAGAAAAGAUUACCAAAGGUCAGAGAGAAUUCGAAAAUGAGGUCAAUGUGCUGGGCAAAAUCCGACACCCAAAUCUUCUGGCUUUGAGGGCUUAUUACUUGGGACCUAAAGGAGAGAAGCUUCUUGUUUUCGAUUACAUGCCUAAAGGGAGUCUUGCAACUUUCCUUCAUGCUCGAGGGCCAGACACAGCCAUUGAUUGGCCAACAAGGAUGAGAAUAGCAAAGGGGGUUGCUCGAGGUCUGCUGUACCUUCAUACUCAACAGAACAUUAUACACGGGAACCUUACAUCAAGCAAUGUAUUACUUGAUGAGGAUACAAAUGCUAAAAUAGCAGAUUUUAGCCUUUCUCGUCUAAUGACAGCUGCUGCAAAUGCGAACGUAAUUGCAACCGCUGGAGCAUUAGGCUACAGAGCACCGGAGCUUUCAAAGCUUAAGAAAGCUAACACAAAAACUGAUGUGUACAGCCUUGGAGUAAUCAUAUUAGAACUCCUAACAGGGAAAUCUCCAGGAGAGGUGAUGAAUGGCGUGGAUUUGCCACAAUGGGUCGCCUCUAUAGUGAAAGAAGAGUGGACGAAUGAAAUUUUUGAUCUGGAGUUGAUGAGGGAUGCGUCUUCCAUUGGUGAUGAGUUACUUAACACUUUGAAACUCGCUUUACAUUGUGUCGAUCCGUCACCGUCAGCAAGACCAGAAGUUCAACAGGUUCUCCAGCAGCUAGAAGAGAUUAGACUAGACACACCUGCUAGUUCUGCACCAUCUGGCGAUGAUGGAGCAGGAGUUCCUUCAACAAGCGAGUGAGAAAAGGGUUAUAGGAUGUGGAUUAUGUGUUAGGCAAUAGAGUAUAAUUCUUUUAUUCUUACAUGGUAUCUUUAGACAUUAAUUUUGUGUGCCAAUUUAUGAGUCUGUAAAUAUGAGUAUGUUUUAAUUACUCGAGGAUGUUGUCUUCAGUGUUUUAAUAGUUGGUUUCCUUCCAUCCCCUGGAAAGACUAGGCAAUUUUGAAAUUGUCUGCAAUUGAUUCACUAGAGAAAAGAUUGUUUUUCAGUUAAGAUUUUUGGCCAGUUAGAAAAUAUGUUUGAAUUUGAGUUACUUUUUGAUGGCUUCUUAGAGAAUCUAGUUUUAACUUAAUGUAAGCAUCUGCCAUAAAUUAAUCAUUACUUCUUCCUCCAA